This is a messenger RNA of Aspergillus tanneri, 387 nucleotides long. RefSeq lists its product as uncharacterized. Bases 1 to 387 code for a protein of 128 amino acids. Lineage: Eukaryota; Fungi; Ascomycota; Eurotiomycetes; Eurotiales; Aspergillaceae. The record is from RefSeq and is a predicted model, not a curated record. The transcript has a single exon.
AUGGUCGCAGACAGUCCUGUAAAAGAACCUCUUCGCCAAGUCUACUCCAUCUUCACCCAGGGGGUCAAGUCGAUCCAUGGGGUUAAAUUAAACAAUGCUUGGACUAAGAUCUGUGCGGUAAAAUCACUGGCGUCUCCAAAACUACGGCCGUUGGCCAUAGUCACCACCGCGCUCUGCGUGUCGGGAAAUGUCCACACCGUUGCUAUGGAUCCGGGCAUACCUCCAGAAUGCCCGAUCGCCAGGAAUGAUGGGAUUCCACUCCUAAUAUAUGUUUUAGAUGCAUCUGGGGUUGUUUCCCGAGAGUGGCGAUUGCCACUGAAGCCCCUAGCAUUGAAGAAGGGAGAUCCAUACGCACCCAUCCCAUACAAUACGCCGCAUCCUUGCUAA